This is a messenger RNA of Trichoplusia ni (cabbage looper), 1216 nucleotides long. Its product is annotated as putative nuclease HARBI1. NCBI's taxonomy places the organism in Eukaryota, Metazoa, Arthropoda, Insecta, Lepidoptera, Noctuidae. The coding region runs from base 255 to 1088 and encodes 277 amino acids. The transcript has 5 exons. The record is from RefSeq and is a predicted model, not a curated record.
UCUACUAUUGUAAUUUCAGAGAAAUUUCGAGGAUAGCUCUCCUCAGAAAAAAUAUAGCCAAUAUUAACGUGCAAUAUCUAAGCGAUACAGAAUUUAGAAAUAGAUUUCGUCUCAGUAAGGAAGCAUUUUUGCAUUUAUGUCGCGAAUUAAGGGUCAAAUCUAGUCUAAGACCAAGUAAAAGGAUCAGCCUGGAACAUAAAGUACUGUGUGCUUUAUCAUUUUAUGCUACAGGCUCCUACCAAAGAAUAGUAGGAAUGGCUAAAUGUUUAGGGCAAACCACAGUUAGUAAAUAUGUGAGACAGGUUACUGACGCCCUUGUAACCCCCUCAAUAUUAAAUUACUUUAUAAAAUUUCCUGCGACCCUAGAGCAGCGUAAUAUUAUAAAAAACAAAUUUUAUACAAAAUUUGGCAUCCCUGGAGUAAUAGGAUGCAUAGAUGGGUCUCAUUUUCAUAUAUUCACUCCAAAAAGAGACAUUGAGCAUUUAUUUUAUUGCAGAAAGCAUUUCUACUCACUGAAUGUGCAAAUGAUAUGUGACAGUGAAUGCCGAAUUAUUAGUGUUAAUGCAAAAUAUGGAGGUGCUACCCACGACGCAUUUAUUUGGGAAAAUAGUCAAGCCAAUAGAUAUAUCCAGGACAUAAAUAAAAAUAAUGAACAAGUUUGGUUUUUAGGUGAUUCUGGAUAUCCACAGAGGCCUUGGAUGAUGACACCAAUCCCAGAUGCUGCUGAAGGUACGCCAGAGGCAAAAUAUAAUACCAUCCAUGGGAAAGCCAGAGUUGUAAUAGAAAAUACAUUUGGUAGACUUAAAAAUAGGUGGAGAUGCCUUUGUAAGGACCGGACAUUACACUACACCCCCGAAAGAUGUGCAACUAUAAUUAUGGCAUGUAGCGUUCUACACAACUUAGCGAUAGAUUUUAUGGUGCCCGAUCCUGAAGAAGAUGUCAUAGAUUCUUUAGAAUUAGGAAUAUCAGCAGUUUCUUCAGAAGAACCUCUUCGCGAUCAUGGUUCUAGAGAUGAUUUGAUUCGCGGUAGAACACUAAGACAAAUAUUAGUGGAUAGAAUCAAUAGACUACACAUUGUUAAUAAUUAAUUUAAUGUUCCAUUUUUUUUCUAGGUUUUGUGUUACCAUGUGUCAUAAGAGAAUAAUUGUAUGAGAACUCUGUCUGUAUUUUUUUUCUUUAUUUGUAAUUUUAAACUCAUUGCACAGAGUGUUAAGUC